GUCACGUGACACUGGGAUGUCGGACGCCGAGGCGUCAGUGAACGCCUCAUUGGGCAGAGGCAGGACAGCGGGACAGUUGGGGGGAAGAAGAGGACUUAACUCACUGGACUCACAUUCACUCAUUUUCACACUCUCAGCGGCAGGAGCCACAAUGGCCAGCUUAGGUGGCUCCCCAGAAAUGGGGAUGCAGAAGAGUUACGUUGAUCCACACAACACCAGAGGCGGCCAUGACAGCUUAUUUGGAGUUCGGGUGCAGAUACAAGGGAUUCAAGGUCAACCCUUUGUAGUUCUGAACAGUUCUAGCGAAGAAAGCCACAGAGACGUAUCGGUCAUCACCCACCAGACUGGAUACAAGCCGGGCAUGGUGAGGCGGUCCAUGGAUGAGACAAGCUUCUCGUCAGAUUUUCAUUACCAGAAACAUCCGGAGAUCCUCAGACCGUAUGACCCCAGAAGCAACAACCUCAACCAUCUCAACCCGUCGCAAACCUUUAAUGGAAAAACAGUGGACCGGCCCAAGGCCCGGAUUCCGCUUCCAGCGGAGGGUCCGACAGAUGACCAGAACACGCCUCCUUCGGACGGACGCCUUCCCGCAAGGUCGCCAAACUCCGUAGACUCUGAGCCCUUUGCGUCCGUAGGCAAGCUAAUCAACCAGUUCAACAGCAGCCAGCGUCGAGGAAGGGGCGGCCCCAGAAAUCGUCUGGACCCAGAGGAAACGCGGCGGUCACGUAGCGUGGAUAGCGGCCGAGCUUCCGACUCGUCUUCCUCUUCAUCCAGCGGGGCGUCGUCUCUGAAGGGGGUCAGCAGCGGCGUGACCUCCGGCGGGGUGUAUCCUCCGGGGUCAGCCAGAGCUCGACUACUGGGCGGAGAAGCCAACAAAAGAGACAAGAACAAACCCAGCAUGCCGCUUAAAGCUCAUAAUGAGAUGAACACUGCAGCAAAAGUACUAAAAACAGAUGGAGCUGACGAAAGAGACGCUCAGGUCACUCCUGAUCUUCUGAAAGGACAGCAGGUGUCAGUCGACCCGAAUGAAGACGCUGCGAAACAAAUGCUCUUCACCUACCUCAAGGAAGGGACGACUGACGAAGUGUCCGUCACCAGGAGGAAAGUCAACCUGCUGCUUGAACGGAUCAACAGACUGAAGUGGAAAACGGCCGAGAAUGUGGAGGGGGAGGCCAAAGAUCAGACAGUAGAGGUGAAGCAGCUGCUGGAGAAACGAGAAGCCUUGGAGUCACAAGUGUGCGACCUGAAGCAAAAACUGGAAACCGAGCUAAAGAAUGAAAAAACACUUGCCAAAGCCUGUGAGAAGGCCCGGGUGGAGAAGAAGAAGCUACAGGAAGAGUUGGCCAAGAGUCAGGCUGAGCUCUCGGACCUCAGGAACAAACUGACGGAAAUUGAGGCACAACUUAAGUCUACCAAAGACGAGAUGACUCAGAUGAUUGCAGACCGGGAACGUUCUAAGCUCCAGAUGAAGGACCUCCAGCAUCAGCUCUCUGAGAUGCACGAUGAAUUGGACCAAUCCAAGAAGGAAGACAUGAUCAAUGUGGAGAAAGAAGUCCUUCUGAAAGAUCUGGCCCAGCUGCGUGCAGACUUUCAGGAGAUGCUGCUGGUGAAGGAGGAGCAUGAGGAGCUUCUACAACAGCAGGAGGGGGAGCUCAGAGAUCUGAAAGGGGCCAUCAAAGAUGAAGUGGAGACUCAUGAUAAAUACAUUGCUGCGCUGAAAGAAGAAUAUGAACUAGAGCUUCAACAUCUCCUCAGAGAUUUGGAGAAGUCUAAUGAGAGCCACGGCGUGCUGGGUCGAGAAAAGAUGGAAGCGUUGGAGGAGGGCGGCGCUGCCAAGGAGAAGGUAGAAGAGCUGAGUCAGCAAAAAGACCAACUCAAGGGACGAGUGCAGGAGCUGAGCAGCAAGGUGGAUCAACUGAGCCUAGCCGUUAAGGAGUUGAGAGCGUCGGAGAGACUGCAGGAGCAACGAGCGAAGCAGCUAGAGAGGGAAAAGCAGCAGUUGGAGGAAACACUGCAGGAUGUGAGGAGGAAUGAAGAGGAAAUGUGUCAGUCCAACCGCUCGCUGCUGACUCGCCUGGAGGAAGUGCAAAGCAAGCUGACCAAACUCAACCACGAGCACAGGGACAUGAAAGAGAAGCUCAGGGAGGAGCGCAAACAAACUGAAGAGUUGUGGAAGAGCAAAAGUGAGCUGGAGGAUGAGAGAAGGCUGCAGGACAGGACUGUGGAACAACUUCAGAGGAAGAUGAAUAGUAUCAUGGAGAACUGCGAGGCCUCCACAGAUGUUCUUCAGAGCCAAGUUGACGAGGCCAAAGAGAGGAGUCAGAGGGAGUUGGCCGACCUGCGCAGACAGCUGCAGGAAAAGGGAGCUGAACUGGAGAAAUCCCGACUGACGGCCAAAAAACUUCAGGAUGAGUUGCUUCCUCUGGAGGAGGAUCUGCGGAGGUGUUACAGGGAGCAGCAAGAGGCCCAGUCCAGGGCCCGGCAGCUGGAACAAAAAGUGGACGAACUGGAGGAGAGGAACGCCACCACGGAGGAGGAGCGCGAGCGGCAUGUCAAACUUCUAGAGGGCCGCAUUGGUCAGCUAGAGGAAGACGUUAACGAUGAGCGCAGCACGGCUGACCGCCUGAUGGAGCGAUUAGACAAAACCAAAGAGCAGGUGGAUCAAAUGAGGAGUGAGUUGAUGCAGGAAAGAGCAGUCAGGCAAGACCUGGAGUGUGACAACACGAGUCUGGAAAGACAGGUUAAAGACCUAAAGAGUAGAGUGGCUCAUUUAGAAGGAUCACAAAGGACCAACCAGGAUUCUGUCAUUUCCAAACUCAACAGCCGCAUUCAAGAACUUGAGGAGCGGUUGCAAGGGGAGGAAAGGGACAACAACAACUUGCAGCAAGCCAACCGCAAGCUGGAGCGCAAGGUGAAGGAGAUGAAGAUGCAGGCCGACGAGGAUCACGCCAACCUGCAGACGCACAGGGACCAGUUGACUCAGAGGCUGAAGACGGCCAAGAGGCAGAUGGACGAGGCUGAGGAAGAGAUCGAGCGCCUGGAGCACGCCAAGAAGAAGCUGCAGAGAGAACUGGAGGAGCAGCUCGAGACCAACGAGCAGCUUCACGGCCAAAUUGACACCAUGAGAAAAGACAUGAGACGCAAACGGAAAUCGCCUCAUAUUAUUAAAGUGACGGAGGAAGGUGACGGCCUGGAUGACACUGCUUCUGAUUAACUGGAUAAAUAACUCGCUCCUUUGGACUCAUUUAGGAUUUCUUUUCAGUAAUUUCAGUAACAACUCCUGUUACCCUGGCAUUGUGAUAACACUGACCUCUAGUGGCGAUAUUUCUAACUACAUGAUGUGGCGAACAAAGCUCCAGUGCACAUAAUGUGGAUUAUUGAGACAGCCCAACAUUCCAUUUACUUUCACUGGGGUUGUCAAACUUGGAACAAACUUAACCCCAUCAGAGACAUGA
Messenger RNA from Syngnathus acus (greater pipefish), 3455 nucleotides. Its product is annotated as cingulin-like protein 1. NCBI's taxonomy places the organism in Eukaryota, Metazoa, Chordata, Actinopteri, Syngnathiformes, Syngnathidae. Gene Ontology annotation, cellular component: myosin complex. The record is from RefSeq and is a predicted model, not a curated record. The transcript has 19 exons. The coding region runs from base 17 to 3214 and encodes 1065 amino acids.